AUGGUUGCCAAUCUGUUCUACGCCGGCGACCUCUACGGCAGCUUCUUAUUGCACAUCCUCUCUGUCUAUCAUCUUCCGAGCGGUGCAGUCCAGCUUCCCAUAGCUGGACACGUAUCCUUGGAGUCUAUGGAACGACAGAUCGUUGAGUUCGAGGCAACGGUCAUCCUCGCCACGGUGACUACCAUGUCGCAACUCUCAGAACGCAUCCUCAGCAGUGGCAAGACCCACUCAUAUGUCCGCCUGCUGCUUUUCUCAGGGGAAGCAUUCUAUGAUGAUCAGGCCGGGCUGCUGAAAGUUGCCUUCCCGAACGCAACAAUCAGAUCAGUCGUCUACGGGUCUAUGGACUGCGGAAUCAUCGGCUUACCACCGAAGCCAGAGCACUACACAAAUGACACCAGGCUUCACCAAGUCAACGAUCCAAACAUCAUCGUGGAGAUCAUCACUGAAGACGGCAAGGUCACUACUACCCCAGGAGAGGUCGGCAGCUUGGUCGUGACCAACCUGGAGCGUCAACUCAUGCCCAUUGUUCGCUACCCUUCUGGAGAUCGGGCCGCUUGGGUUGACCCAGCUCUAGGCCUUUUCCGUGUCCUCGACAGGGACCGCACGGCCAUCCGCCUCGGACCCGUUUCCGUCGACUUCGUGGACCUCCGGCGCAUAGUGUCCACGAUCCUCAGAGGCCGACCAGUCCGGCGUUUGCAAGCCAUUGUCACACGAGAAGACAGAAAAGACCUCUUGACUCUGAACAUCGCAUUUACCCCGGCUACAGAUGAGGAGAGUUCCCAGCUGCAGGCGGAGCUGAGGGAAGAGAUGGGCGUGGUGCGUCCCAUGUUUCGGGAACACGUCGAGAAGGACCUCAUCAACCCGUUGAGGAUUAAGUUUAUUACCAUGCAGGAACUCGCUGUUAACCCAAGAAGUGGAAAGAUUGUCGAAGUACAGGAUCUUCGGUCGACCACUAUUUAG
This is a messenger RNA of Colletotrichum lupini, 960 nucleotides long. Its product is annotated as AMP-dependent synthetase/ligase. The transcript has a single exon. Bases 1 to 960 code for a protein of 319 amino acids. The record is from RefSeq and is a predicted model, not a curated record. Lineage: Eukaryota; Fungi; Ascomycota; Sordariomycetes; Glomerellales; Glomerellaceae.